AUGGUUGAGGAAGAUGCGGAUUCUGAGGUCAAAUCUCGCUCAGAUAUUGAAUCUCCUUCAAUCCCUCCGCUAGAGAGCGAGGAGGAGACGAUCCCCACUGAUGACCUUCUAGACGAUUCGAAGCUCAUUGAAUACAACUUGGAAGCUUUGAAAUUGUAUGACGAUGCUUUUGAGUGGCUUAGUUCAUGUGGUCAGAAAUUUUGCAUUAUAUCUCUAAUUGGAAAAAGUCGCUUUGGAAAGAAAUUAGAUCAGGUUCUGUUUCCGCUUCUUCGUCCCAAACGCGAAUUCAGAAAAGCCGCUACCUUCGCUGACAGCGGAAUCGACAUUUACUGGUGUGCCACAGAGAAAGUGAUCUUUCUCAUCCCUAAUGGAACUAACGACUUUUCAAAACUCAUCGAAAUCGCGAAGCUGAUUGAAAACACCGACAAUGAGUUUGAUGCGCAGAAGAUUUUGAAGGAUUUCGAUGUUCAAAUGUGCAUCCAGUCGCUUUUUCUUAUGUCUAUCUGUCACUUUGUUCUUCUUGUUCAACCAAGUACAUCGUUGGAUGUGGAACUAUCGACGCAGUUUCUGGCCAUAAGUGAAUGCAGAAAGCUGAUCUUAAGUCAGCUUUCAAUGCUGAUCGGUUCAAUUGGAGCUAAGUCGCAUUGGAUUAAAAAUGCUCGUAUCGCUCAACCCAAGCUUUUAAUUCUUUUUGAAAAAUGUGGUUUGUCCCAAGAAGAUUUACGAGACUUCGCAGAUGGCGAUUAUUCAAGAGGAAAGAGGAAGCGUGUCCCUCAGAAGAAACUCAUUGAUUGCAUGGAGCGCCAGAUAAUCAAUAUUUUCAAGAAUGGGCGCCUUAUUCCUGAGAAAACCCCCUCGAAUUUAUUCAAGAUUUCUGAAAAGACGGCCUUCAUUUUUGUUUUGCAGCCAGAGGAGUCGAAGAUUAAUGAAGAGUGUUUGCCUAUUCCUGCUUGUUUGGACUUGCUCCAAGAGUCGAUAAAGGUGCAACGGGAUAUCGAGAUUGCCGCCUCUGAUCGCUCAUGGUUACCAAAACGAAGGAGGGCUGAAGAUAUGUGGCUUGAGUUUGACUCAUGGAAGUCGAAGCUCGAUCAGGGAGAAGAAGUUUGGAAUUUUCUCUCUGUCCACAUUGACAACAUUUGUGGAAAGUCCUCAAGAUCUCGUUCAAGAUCUCAAGAGCCCGUUGAACUCAACCAGCUGCUUCCAGUAGCUGAUAUCUUGUUCCAAUACAUUGUCCAAGGCAGAGUUCCGGAAAGCAUCGGGGAAGAGGAUUCUACAAAAGCAUAUGAAAUGCGAGAGGCUGUCCUUGCAAAGCUUCAAAAAGCUCUGAAUCCAGAAUGGACUUUCUCUGACCAGCGAUGUGGUAAACUUGUGCCAGAGGCAUACAAGACUUAUUUGACCAAUCUUCCAUCGCAUUAUACGACUCGAAUUCAUAACAAUCAGGUGGACCAGGCGUUGAUGGUCUAUCAUGGAUAUGCAAGAGGCCCAGCUGCGAAGACAUACGAAAAACAAUUGAAAGAGCAGUGCAAGGCCGAAUGGCACAAUGGCCGUCAAUUAUGCGAAGUUAGAUCACUCACCGAUCGACACUGCGUUCAUAAAUGGCAUCGGCUACCAGGAGAAGCAGGUGACGGAUUGGUGAUGACUCACAAUUCCAGAUCAAAGUCUCUUACCGCUUCUACAUGCGGAGAGAUCCAAGUCCAGCGCGAUGAUCCUUUUACUCUCGAGGAAGCGAAUUAUACUUUUUAUGAUGAUUUGGAGUCAAAACUUCAUGUGAAAGAAGACAAGAUCUUUUUUGAUACAUACAAUGCAGAGUCAGCACAGCUUCAAGAAGUUCUUUCUCAACUAAAGUUGGACGGACCGAAAUCCCAGCUAUCCGCUUCUCAAAAAAGCGAUCGUGAAAACGAUGGUUCUGAUGAAACGGUUCCACUUGACGAUAUCACAUCUGUUAUCGCCAAUAAGAAUCGAUUUCUCACUGGAAUGGAAACAACCGAUUCUCCGAAGGGGCUUCUUCCUAGAUUUCCGUCGUGGUCUUGUCUGAAAAUCGGCGAUUUUAGCUGGUAUUCCGAACUCAAAGGGAUCGAGCAGCAAGGUUUCAUAAAUCGUUCGAAUUUCCUUCUUCGUUGGGAUAUUUCCCAGUCUUGCCGAGGCUUUAUCGGCUACGAGUAUGAAACGAUUCGUGGACAUCGUUUCUUUAUGCAGUCGCCACAGAAGAUGGUCCAAGGUGGAUCUAGUGGCGUUGCCGCUCCCGCGAAUGUCCUUCUCGAUCACGAGUUUGUUGGUUCUCCAGACUUGCGCGUUUCCGCCUCGGGCCCGCCGAUGGAAGAAAUUCAGCGAGAGAUUAUUCGAAAGAAAGCCAUCGUCGACACGUACACUGAGAGACCACCCACAUCAACCGAAGAAAUCGCUGCAAAGGACAAACAUGUAAAAGAAUUAGCCGAGUUAAAAGCGAAACUUUGCGAUCUUUACAUGUCAAAAAGAGACACUUCCGAGAAUUCUCCAGCGAACGGAGCCGCUUCGUCCGACUACUUGGAGACUAACCUCCUGGUAUCUGGGCUAAGCAAUCUCGGCAAGUUCAGCGGCGGUGCCCAAGAUCAAACGGCUCAGUACAUCAGCCGAAUCAGGGCCAUUCGGGAAUCAUGUCCGACCAUUAGCUUUACGAAGUUUUUGGCGGCCAUUAGACCAAAGAUGAGCGUAUCUGUCAACAAGACCAUAGACAACUGCGACGUAAAAUCAAUGGAUGAGUUGGCACGAUGUUUGACAAGCAACUACGGCUUAGUCCAAAACGUCUUCCAACUCAUGGAAAAUUGGUGGAGCAAGCCGAAAAAGAGCGGAAUGGGCUUCACCGAAUUUCACUGCGAAUUGCAGAACAGCAUCGAACCUAUCAUCACCUCCUAUGAGAAAAACAUCAAGGCGAUCCUGAUCAAACAAGACAAUAAGCAGAGGGAGCCAUCAUUCCGCGACGCCUUUGGCAUUAUGCUCAUCACGAAAAUGCUCCAGUGUGUGCGAUCGGAAUCUUCCGAAUUGUACAAUUCGAUAAUCGUCGAGCUGAAUAACUUCGACAAUUCAGAGCAGCUCUCAGCUCGCGCUGAAAUUCUAUCUUCUCAAACCGGCUUCAAGUCUGUCAAUGCUGCCGACGGGGCGGAUGCUUCCAAAAAGCAGAAGCAAAGCGAUAAAUCCAGUACUACACAAGGUUACUAUCGACAGCAUCGAGGUCAGCCAGCCGGAUACCGAGGUGGCUACGGCCACCGAGGUGCUCCUUUCAGGGGCACUUCGCGCGGUCAUCCAUCCGGUAAUUUCUAUCGCGGUCAACCUCGACGCGCGAAUUUCUACCCACGGGGACAAUCUCGGGGCGCACCCCGGGGCGGUUACCCGUCUCACAACUACCGCGGCGGCUACAACAAUGGCGUCCAAGGUAACAACAACGGCUACAACCACGGAUACAACAGCGGCUACAACAACCAAGGCAACGGUUACAACCGUAGCCAAACCGAGAACGACUCUCGCAUGUACGGCGUAAACGCGGUAUUUGACGAGUCUUACGUUCCAUUGCCACUUCCGGCGGAUGAGCCAGAACAGAUAAUCCCUCAAUUUGAGCCACCAGCUCAACCUGACGUCGUCCAUCAAGGCGACUACUACCAACCGCAGUUCGAAAGCUUCCAGGCUCCUGAGCAGCCCGAAGCCGACGAUAGCGCAUACUACACAGAUCAAUCAACAUAUUCCCAAAGCUACACAAGAGAAGUCAAAAAACUAGACAUGUCCGGCGAAUUCGCCGGACAGAUAGCAACUACACACAAGCCCAUCCUGUUUCAACCGAAUCCAUUUGGCAUUUCGGGAGCGACUUAUUUACCUGUCAUGUUCGGGACAACCGACAUGUGGGUACCUACCCUAUACGAUCCCGGCUCUUUCGGUAGUCUUAUUUCUGAAAAAGUCGUCCAAGAUUUGGAUUUAAAAAUAGAACCUACAGAUCAAACUGUUCGAGGCAUAGGAAGUAAUAAUUCAUGCAUCGGAAAGGUUGUUUCUGAUAUAAAAAUCGGUCCAGAUUCGCACUGGCCGCGCACCACCUGGUUUGUUCUACCAGCAAACACAAUGAUGAUUCCGGCUAUUCUCGGAAGAACCCCUAUGUACGAAAGAUGCUCUGAAAUCAAACAAGACUUGGAUGAUCAAACAUUAUUUUUCAAAUCGAUAAGGAAUCAACGAAUUCGUAUUCCUUACGUGAAUGACCCCAAGCGUCAAUCCUUCUUUAAACGCGCGGAUGAAAACGGUGUUCACGCCGCGUACGAUUCGAUGAGUACAAACGAGUUAGUCGACAUCGUCAAAUCAGAAAUUGGUGCGAACAUUCACAUUGGCGAUGAUCCGAGUGAAGCUCGCAGAAUUGCCUUACUCUUUUUAGUAUCUCGCCGGCAGGCAUUUUCCACGGAGAAUCGCCCUGUCGGUAAAUUCAAGGGAUAUCUCGCAGAAAUCGACACCAUCCCCGGCAAGUCUCGCCACAUUCCACAGUUUCGAACUCCUGAAAGAUUCGUAGAACCGCUUACGGAACAGGUCGAGAAACUGAAGAAACUCGGUAUUCUCAAACCUUGUCCGAAUUCUCGAGGUUUUAAUACACCGAUUGGUGGUGUUUUAAAAUCAAACGGCGACACGAGAAUGAUACUCCAUCUUAACUUGUCGGUUAACCCUCUUCUGCGCAACGCUGACACCUUCAGCUUACCAUACAUGGAACAAGAAAUCGAAAUUCCCCCCGGAAACAAAUAUUUCGGUGUCCUGGACCUCGCGGCCGGGUUCUGGAAUAUUGGUGUUCGACCCGAGGACCAGCACAAACUCGCGAUCACAUGGAACAACGAAACACUCAUGUUUAGUCGUUUACCCUUUGGGUUGCGUACCAGCGGUCACUUGUUUUGCCGGGCGGUAAAUCACGCAAUGCGAAACAUGAAACAUCGCUCGAAUUGCAAGGCAUUUGUAGACGAUGUCUUAGUAUUCCACAACAAUUUCGAAGAUUUUUUGGCCACUCUCGAUGAGCUCCUCGGAGUUCUCACUGAAUACGGCUUUGCCGUUGGAGGGAAGAAAGUGUUCGUUCUCCAUCCAUCGGUAAAGUGGUUGGGACGUGUAAUCGAUUCGAAUGGUCAGUAUCCCGAUCCUGACAACGUAAAAGCUAUCACCAACAUGAAAGCUCCUCAGGAUUUCAAGGGAUUACAGUCACUCAUUGGCCUUUGCCAGUGGGUCCGAUCCUUCUGCGCGACAAAACCAGGUGACCCGGUUUCUUCCACCUGUUUCAGCCACCUCAUCAAGCCAAUCACAGCUCUGAAGCAGAAAAGGCUUUCAACAAAAUCAAAGCCAGGCUGGCAUCUCCUUCGACGAUCUGGUUUCCAGAUUUCUCAGUUCCAUUUUGUCUCUGUACAGAUGCAAGUGCCAUCGCGAGCGGCUGGUGUCUGUUGCAAGUAG
This is a messenger RNA of Oikopleura dioica, 5433 nucleotides long. The record is from the annotation of a GenBank genome assembly. NCBI's taxonomy places the organism in Eukaryota, Metazoa, Chordata, Appendicularia, Copelata, Oikopleuridae.